This is a messenger RNA of Trichomonas vaginalis G3, 645 nucleotides long. RefSeq names its product glycine-rich protein family. Lineage: Eukaryota; Parabasalia; Trichomonadida; Trichomonadidae. The record is from RefSeq and is a predicted model, not a curated record. The transcript has a single exon. The coding region runs from base 1 to 645 and encodes 214 amino acids.
AUGGUUGCAGCUGGUGGUGGGGGUUCUGGAGGAGGGAGUGAAUCAGGAGAUGGAGGACAUGCUGGAGGACUUAGUGGUUCGCCAGGUCUUCCAUCCAUUCAUAACUCAAUCCCAAGUCUUCCAGGAAAUCAAACAUUUGGCUGUAAACUAUUUGAAGGAAGCCCAGGUCUUUCCUCAAAUGAGCCUGGCGGAAGCGGUGGUAGUGGUUACUAUGGAGGUUGCGGCGGAACGACCGAUGAUAGGAUAAAACAAAUUUGGGGUUCGUCGGGUGGUGCAGGAGGUUCUUCAUUCAUUUCAGGUCAUGAAGGCUGUAUUGCAAUGGAUGAAAGAGGAAAUCCCUUGGGUACUUCAAUUUACCCCUCCAAAAUAUAUUUCACUGAUACUGAGAUGAUAUCAGGGAAUGAAGCAAUGCCCUCAAUAACAAGCCCAGUUGAUAAAGAAAAUAAUGGCCAUGAUGGAGAUGGCUAUGCUAGAAUAACUUUCAUUAGUUCAUAUUUCGGAUGUACAACUAUAUGUUCUUAUCCUAUUUUUUAUAUUAUGACUCUAUCUAUGUUUUCAAUUUUAGUAGUAUAUAUAUGCGGGUUGUGUGACUUUUUUUGUAAACGUAAGAAUUCAUACAAUAUAGAACGAUUUUGUAUCAUUUAA